This is a messenger RNA of Bemisia tabaci, 2353 nucleotides long. RefSeq lists its product as uncharacterized. The record is from RefSeq and is a predicted model, not a curated record. Lineage: Eukaryota; Metazoa; Arthropoda; Insecta; Hemiptera; Aleyrodidae.
GUGUGUCCAUCGAGCAUUUGGUGAAAAAUGUUCGUCCGGUGAGCAGUGCUUUGGUGCGUGCAUGUGAAAUGGGUCUCGACUCCAAAUGGGGCGGGCUCGGUUGGAUAUGUACGGCAACCCUCCAUAUUUUGGCUAGUCUAUGGAACGUGGACUGCCAAAUAUUCCCGUUUCCCCUCUUCCCGCCGAUGCAAGGGGACAUGUUCGGGGGCUUCGGUGGCGGCGGCGGGUUUGGGGGAGGAGCAGGGGGCUUCGGAGGUGGUUUUGGAGGGGGCGGAGGGUUCGGCGGCGGGGGGAACAUUCUCCCGUUCCCCCUUUUUCCGAUGCCGUUUGACAUGGGAGGAUAUGGACAACCAGGCGUCAUAAUCACCAACAUCACCAUCCCUGGAGGACCGGCGGGUCCUGGAGGAUCAGGACCUGGAUCGUCACCUCGGCCGACCGGCGGGAGUGCUCCAGGCGGCUCGACGCCUUCAGGAGGAGGGAGCUCGCGGCCACCAUCGGGCCCCAGCUCAUCGCCGAGACCCUCGGGACCUCCAGGAGGCGGAGGAACAGGAGGCGGAUCAGGUCAACCAGGACGGCCAGGAGGUCCGGGGGCAGGCGGACCUCCCGGAGGAGCAGGCGGCCCCGGGGGAGGUGGUUCCUCCGGAGGUCCUGGAGCUCCAGGCGGGGCGCGACCUCCUGGAGCAGGGGGGCCUGGGGGUCCAGGAGGAGGCAGCUCGCCGCGGCCUCCAUCAGCCCCGGGUGGGGCCGGCGGAGGAUCUUCCCCGAGACCUGGUGGUGCACCAGGAGGAGCCGGCGGACCCGGAGGUGGUGGACCAGGAGGUCCAGGAGGGAGACCCGGUAGUGCACCAGGAGGAGCAGGGGGGCCUGGAGGUGGUGGACCAGGUGGCCCUGGUGGGGGUUCGUCCCCAAGACCUGGUGGUGCACCCGGAGGAGGUGGACCAGGUGGCCCAGGUGGGGGUUCGUCCCCAAGACCCGGUGGUGCUCCGGGUGGAAGUGCACCAGGGGGAGGGGCGAGACCAACUGGCGCUGGUGGACCUGGUGGUCCUGGGGGUGCAGGAGGUGCAGGUGGACCUGGAGGAGCCGGUGGAGGUGCUGGUGGACCUGGAGGUUCUGGAGGUGCCGGUGGACCUGGAGGUCCGGGCGGUGGUGGAACUGGUGGCGGAGGUUCAUCGCCAAGACCGAUGCCAGGGUCGAGUCCCCGACCCCCAAGCGGACCUGGCACAUCCCCUCGACCCUCUGGACCUCCUGGACAACAACCAACAAGACCUCCCAGCACCGCCACCGUAUACUACAUCUAUCCUCAAUGGUGUAACGUGUGGUGCCGUCUGUACUAUAAACCAAAACCGGUGUACUACACGCCAUCCUGUCUACUUUAUGGUUGGAUGGGCUAUGGUGGCGGUUUUGGCUGGUAGAAGUUCCUUUAUGGGUAUCGUUAACAUCGGUUGAAAAGUUGGGCUCCAACGCUUUACAUUAUUAUACUUAAAUUCCUUAAUUUCUAAUCCCUCUGUUGCUAGAAACUAGUUGUUAAAUGGUAAAACUCUCUGAUUUUGAUUCUGUUUGAUAAAACAUAGAAUCAAAGGCAUUUUGAAAAAAAAUAGACAGACAGCCAGAAUACCAAUAAUAGUAGUUAUUCAUAUCGCAAAUUCUCGUACAUAAACUAAUCAUGCUCUGAAGAGCGGCACGCUGUAAAAUCUGAACUAGCUGGCUUUGUAGGUGUUAAAUACAUACCUACUAUUUACUUUCGUUUUGUUAUGCAAAAGAAGUGGAGUUUCCAACCUGAACACCUGCCCGUAAGAUGCUCAUGACAAAAUGACGACGCAUUUAGUGCCAUAUAUUUCAGUCGGAUCUCAUGAGGGCCAAAACAUUUUACUGAAAAAGCAUUCCAAAAUGCAUUUAAAUGGCGUUUGAACUUUUGAAUGGUUCUCAUUCUCAGGAAGGUAUUUUAAAUUAUUCCAUCACCGGCAGUUUUAAAUUUUAGAAUGAACAUAUCUGAUAAUUUGCCGUAAAUGGAAUGCAUAUAAAAAGUUCAAAUUUAGUAUCGUUUAGAGAUGUAAGGUAGACUGCACCUCGCAUCAAAAAACUGAGAAACAAAAAAUCAACGGUCAGUUAAUCCGUAAUAGCAUCGGAACCAACAGGAUGUACUACCUUAAUUAGUUUAGUCUUGAUUGUUUCUCCUUGUUCACUCUUUAGGCUUUUUUUGGAUAGGUUUUUUAUUAAUUUUUUGUAAAAUGUUGCCCAAUAUUUAUUUCGAACAUUUGUUUUAUUUUUAAGUAAUUUAUUUUCAAUGAAUUGUUGUUCAUUAUACUGUUCAUUACUAUUUAUUAUGGAUUAAAUUGAUUUAUUGAUACUGCAA